Rattus norvegicus (Norway rat) is the source of this 3780-nucleotide messenger RNA. RefSeq names its product KLF transcription factor 11 (gene Klf11). The record is from RefSeq and is marked provisional. Gene Ontology annotation, biological process: negative regulation of transcription by RNA polymerase II; negative regulation of DNA-templated transcription; cellular response to endothelin. NCBI's taxonomy places the organism in Eukaryota, Metazoa, Chordata, Mammalia, Rodentia, Muridae. Gene Ontology annotation, cellular component: nucleus; nucleoplasm. The transcript has 4 exons. Bases 49 to 1554 code for a protein of 501 amino acids. Gene Ontology annotation, molecular function: transcription cis-regulatory region binding; DNA-binding transcription factor activity, RNA polymerase II-specific; DNA-binding transcription factor activity.
GCAGAGCUCCUGCCUCGCAGCAUUGCUGCCUGCAGGCCGUACGGCACCAUGCACUCGCCAGGCUCCACCGGCCCGGGCGACGCGCGCGCGGCUGACAUCAUGGACAUUUGUGAGUCAAUCCUGGAGAGGAAGCGGCACGACAGCGAAAGGUCCACGUGCAGCAUCCUGGAGCAGACAGAUAUCGAAGCUGUGGAAGCUCUCGUUUGCAUGAGUUCUUGGGGUCAAAGGUCCCAGGUGAGACCCCUCACGCCCGUCUCUGAUUCUGGUGACGUCACCACGGCGGUGCUUAUGGACACAGCUGCACCUGAUCUACCAAAGGACUUCCAUUCUUUUUCAACUCUGUGUAUAACUCCUCCUCAGAGCCCAGAGCUCAUGGAGCCAACAGGGACCCCUGUUCCUUCCCAAGUAAUCAAUUCCCAAGGAUGCAUGGCCACUGCCCUCCCCCCAUCCCCUACUGGGGGCCCCAGAACACUGAGCAAGGGGGAACCACCGGAGCCAUCCUCAGAGUCCUCCUGCAGGGCCGUGAUGACGAGCGUGAUCCGUCACACUGGGGAGAGCCCAGCUCCGACAUGUUUUCCAACUGGUCCAACUCAAGAGCAGCCAGCGUCCGACAGCAGAGGAGGACAAGACCCGUUGCUGGACCACCUCGAAGCCUUGCAGGACACACGUUUGGCAGAUGGCUUACUUGUCACUAACUUGGUUUCCUGUCAGCCUUGCUUGCACAAGUCUGGUGGCCUGUUCCCCAUCGACAAAGGCCAACAGACAGUAUGGCCCACUGCCGUUCAGACCUGCUUACCAAAGAAUCCUGAAAGUGACUUGUCAAGGAAAACCACCCCUUUUAUUUCUGUCCCUGUCUCUAGCCCCCCUGUCCUUUGCCAGAUGAUCCCUGUGGCUGGACAAAAUGGCAUGCUCUCAGCUUUUUUGAGGCCUCCUACCCAGUUGCCUGCAGGGACUAUCAAGCCCAUCCUACCCCAAGCUGCUUCAAUGUCUCAGCCUGUGUUCAUGGGCCCGCCUGUGCCUCAGGGAACUGUGAUGCUGGUCUUGCCACAGAGCACCUUCCCCCAGCCUGCUGCCUGUCCAUCCAGUGUCAUGGCCAUUGGAAAUACCAAACUCUUGCCCCUUGCCCCUGCCCCAGUGUUCGUCGCCUCCAGCCAGAACUGUGCGCCUCAGGUAGACUUUUCCAGAAGGAGGAACUAUGUUUGCAAUUUCCCAGGCUGCCGGAAGACCUACUUCAAAAGUUCCCACCUUAAAGCUCAUCUUCGCACCCACACAGGGGAGAAGCCUUUUACCUGCAGCUGGGACGGCUGUGACAAAAAGUUUGCAAGGUCAGAUGAACUGUCUCGCCACCGCAGAACUCACACUGGAGAGAAGAAGUUUGUGUGUCCUGUGUGUGACCGGCGCUUCAUGAGGAGUGACCACCUGACCAAGCACGCUCGUCGCCACAUGACAACAAAGAAGAUCCCAGGCUGGCAGGCAGAGGUGGGCAAGCUGAACAGAAUCACCUUAGCAGAGAGCCCCAGGAGCAUCCUCGAACCUUUGCCGGCCUCUGGCUGAGGCUUCCUGUGGCAUCCAUCACCUGUGGGCUUCUUCGAAAACCUCUUCAGGAAUGGAACCUGUGUGUUCCUCUCCAAAAAUAACCAUGUCUCUGGGCUGUUGAAGUGGGGAGCUGGUUCUGAUGGAAGUGUAUUAAUUUUACUUUUCUGGUUGGGACCCUGUUCUAUAUCUUUUGUAGUUUCAGAACUGUCUGUCUGUCUCUGUGUGUCUCUGUCUCUGUCUGUCUCUCUCUUUUGUAAGGAAAUGGAAGAAAAUUUGAUCUAAAUCACCAGCAUUCAAACAAAUAUUCCUGCAAUAAAGUUUACAAAGUCUGGAUUUUUUUUUUAUACCUUUCUAUUCAUGUUUUGUAGAAAUGUGACAGGGUACUAAUUUUUAUACUUUUUAUAAAAAUAUUUAUAUUGUGCUCAAAUCACCAAUUUGUGGGUAGACAAUUUUACAGCCUUCUUUUCCAUGUUUUAUAACGUUUUGUAAUAACCCUGCUUAAGAGUGAGCCUGGUAGUUAGAAAGAAACAAAUACCAAGUUUGUUACCAGCCUUUUAUAGUGAUUGUUUUAGAUCAGAACUGGUUGAAUAAAGAACUCUUAAAGGGGAAAAUAAACUUUGUAGUUAGCAUCUUUGUAUCAUUUUCAGGGGAAAUUCUAGCAGCCACUCCUGUAGCCCACAGAACUAAGAUUGUGGUUGGGUAGAAGGAAUCAUGUGAGCGAUGUCCCUGAGGAGGGUGUGCCCGGGUCUGCCUGGGCUGCUGGCCAGCUGAGCAGGGGCGAAUGUGGAAUGUUGACUUCUGGGCCAUCUGUCUGCUAAUGGCAAAUGGUCCCAUGUCCUGCCUGUACUUAAGCACCAAAACCAAGAACGUGGAUGCAGAAACUUUGUAGAUUGCCCGGUGGCUUCUGUUGUGGAUUUGUACUGCAUGGCGGAUUGACCACACAGAGAAAGGGAAAUGUCUAAAUGGGUUGGUUAAACUUUCCACCGGAGAGCACCUUCCACAAAGCAAGGCCCUUUGUACACAGUCGGCUCUGGGGUUCAGAUGCCUUUCUUAUGGACAAAACACCGAGAAAUGUGUCACUAAAUGGCAGUCAGUACCACCCAACUACCUUCCCGGUCAUUGUGUGUGAAGGAAAUGAUUUUGCUCAAACAAGAAGACUUGGGGUGGGGAUUUUGUAGUUUGCCUGAAAACAUCUGGGGAACUGCUUUUACGCCUUGUGAGCGCGCGUCCUGCAUCCAGGUGGUCACAAAAAAUGGUUUUAGUUAAAGUUUAGUUAAAUUGUAUUGCUCGGGCAAUACAGUUAAGUGUGAGAACAAAGUAUAUUGUGCUGUUUGGGCAACCUGAGAAUAUAUUUGUGUGGUACGUGUUAAGUUUUGUAUUUGCCUUUUAAUGAUUGGCAUUCAACUUUAUUAAAUGAUGGCAAGGUAGAAAUAUUAAACAGAUAAAAUGAGGUUUCUGUGUUCAGGUCUUUUGAGCCUUAUAUAACCAUUACGUGGUCAUACAUUGUAUGUUACUUGAUCCAUGUUAAGCUGCCUUGGUAGCCAAGUUUUGUAUGUACGCGUGUUUAGGAACUGUCCAGGCAGUGCUGUUACUGUCUUUCAACACAAUGGAGUGCAGGAGAACUAACUGUAUAUAGCUCACAUGUGUCCCAGCACCCUGGUCCUGUCCACCUGUCUUAAGACAGCAUCCACACUGGUGACUGUAAGUGAUAAAUGGCAUCCAAUUUGGAAUGUCUUUUUUUCAUUGUGACAUGCAGAAGUGAUGUUCCUUGUCCUGGUGUUUCUGUGGGUAACGGCAGGCCUUGGGGGGUUCGGUUGCUCAUCACAGAACUUUCUCAGACCAGUAUUGUUUCUAAAUGAUGGAUGUGUUGAAAUACCAUUAGCUUUCCAUUUCCUAAUUAGAUUUAGGAACCCCUUUUCUGAAAGAGCCCCCAACAUUUGUCUACUGAAAAGAAAACAGUUCGUAUCUGAAUAGGACUCCUGAGCCCCAGAGCCCCGGGAGUGGCUGCUCCCUUGAGGGUCCUCCCCAACUUCCCGCGGCGUGAUGGUGAUUCCAGUGCACUUUAUUGCUUGAGAAGUUCUUGAUUUGAUUUUUUUUCACUUUGUUGAGCCUUUCAGUAGUUUUAGUGAUAAAAAUUUAAAUGUUAACUACUUUUGUUUUAUGUAACAGACCUUGACUUAUUUAAAUGAAUAUGUGUAAUGUAACUUUUUUUUCCCUUUGAAUCAUAUAAAACUUUCUUGGUUC